AUGCAUUAAAUAAACAUGACCCUGGUUAUGAAAUGACAAUUUGCACUUCCUGAAACAUGACGGGCCGUAACACACAAUGGAAAUUAUUCACGUUUUUAAAAGUGCUGGUGCUGAGCUUUACUUUAUCACUCACGGUUGUGUUUCUUGUUGCUACCGUAAGAACGUUCACAUUUGAUGUCAGCGCGGGGCUUCAGCUAGGCAAAUGGGAAAACACGAUCAGCAUUUCUCCUCAUAUAUCUCCACAACAGAGAAAAGAUCUUCUGGAAAAUUUCAAAGCGGCUAUUCAGAUUCCUACUGUGUCCAAUACGGACACGGAUUUGAACACAGACGCCCUGCGUGAGUUUGCUGUGCUGCUGAGGAGAGUCUUCCCUAAGGUCUUCUCAUCCAGUCUGGUGAAACAUGAGGUUGUGGGAAACUACAGUCACCUGUUCUCAGUGUCGGGCAGUGAAGCUGAUCUGGAGCCGUACAUGCUGCUGGCACACAUUGAUGUGGUACCGGCUGAUGAGGCGGACGGAUGGGAUGCUCCUCCAUUCUCUGCUCAAGAGCUCAAUGGCUUCAUUUAUGGACGAGGGACCAUCGACGAUAAACAGUCUGUGAUGGGAAUCCUUCAGGCGUUGGAAUAUCUCCUUGAGCGAGGUUACACCCCUCGACGAAGCUUCUACAUUGGUUUGGGUCACGAUGAGGAGGUGAGCGGAAUGCAGGGGGCAGUGAAUAUUGUGAAGCUUCUCAAGAGUCGUGGGGUGAAGCUUCUUUAUGUUUUAGAUGAAGGCCUAGCAGUGCUGGAUGGUAUCAUAAAUGGUCUGGAUGGGCCUGCUGCUCUGAUAGGUGUGAGUGAGAAAGGACAGGCCACAGUAAAGCUGAGUGUUAAUGCUGCUCCAGGACAUUCAUCAAUGCCUCCUAGAGAGACCAGUAUUGGCAUCUUGGCCUCAGCAGUGAAAAGGCUGGAGGAUAAUCCGAUGCCGAGACUCUUUGGCUAUGGUCCUGAACGUGGCACAUUUGAACACUUGGCACAUAAGUUCGGUUUGCCUCUCAGAUUUAUGAUGUCUAAUCUGUGGCUCUUCUCUCCACUGAUAAGCAGAGUGAUGGAGCAAAAACCUGACAUGAAUGCCUUUGUGAGGACAACAACAGCUGUUACUAUGUUUAACGGUGGUGUAAAGGUUAAUGUACUCCCGCCGUAUGCAGAGGGUUUUGUAAAUCUGCGUAUCCACUCUGCUCAAACAUUGCAGGAGGUUCUGGAUUUGAUCAAGUCAAUUGUAGCGGAUGAGCGUGUAAAACUAGAUUUGGUCAAUGGGUUCGACCCGCUGCCCAUCAGCUCUUAUGAUGAGCACUCGUUUGGGUAUCAGAUCAUUAAGAAAACAGUGCAAGGCAUAUUUCCUCAGGUCAACGUGGCCCCUGGUAUCUGUAUUGGCAAUACUGACAGUCGUCACUACAAGGAUAUCACUCGAGACAUUUAUCGCUUCGCACCAUCAUGGUUCAAACCUGGUGAUCCACAGAGAUUUCACGGGGUGAACGAGAGAAUCUCCAUUAAGAACUACGAAGAGCUUGUGGUGUUUUACUUUCAGCUCAUGCAGAAUAAUGACAUCAGAAAGUUGCCUUUACCUCACAGCAGUCAGCAUGAGCUGUAAAUGUGCUGGGGUGUGACACAUACAGAUCUCCAGCUCAAAAAGACAUGAAGUCUCAGGAAGAUUUAUUUCAAUUACUGUGAAUUUUAAUAAAGAAAGAAAACACUUUUAGCAUCACUUAAAUAUAAAAGCUACACUUAAGUGACGGUCCUGUAGAUAAUUAAAAUACCUUAAGGCAUUAAAAGUGUAACAUUUCAAUCAUAAAGGGUCUGUCUUUAAUGCCUAAACAAUAUUGAUUUUAAAUGCAAAUCGACAAAACAAAGGCUGUGACAUUUCAUUUAUCAACCGGAACUCUUGGUGUUGGAGCGAUAUCUUGAACAACGCAUUACGUAAAAUAGUGAUAGUUCAGAUUAUGUUUACAUAAACACACACACAUGGGCUUCAUGAUGAUGUCGCUUUUCUGGGCAGUGUAAAAAUGAAACAUGCUGUCACGUGUAGAGGGUCUUCUGAGGGGCAUAACAUAGUUGAACAAACUCACUGUUUGGGUCCUUUUUGAAACAGUCUUGUUUAAGAUAUAGUUAACCCAAAAAUAAAAUUCUGUUAUCAUUUAAUCAACAUAUCAUUUCAAAGCUGUAUGACUUUCUUAUUGUGUUGUGCAGAACACAAAAGAAGAUAUUUUGAAGCUUGUUAGCAACCGAACAGCGAUGGUACCCAUUGACAGAUUUUUUUCAUUUUUGGGAGAACUAUCACUUUAAUGGUUGUGACACUACAUUGUGUCACGUAUGCCCUUCUGACGGUUUAGGAUUUUUUUAUCUUAGACAUAUCCUGAGCACUCAAUGUAUUUAUUAUUCAUAAAUGCGUCUCUGAAUAAUGCAGAUUGUGAUAAAGGAUGCACUGUGGGCCAAUAGCUUCUCAUUAGAUUAAAAUUGUAUUAGACUGAAGUGCUUUAUUGUUACACCCUAAAAGCAAGUUAGUUGGCUUUUGUCUGAUGAAAGGUUUGUGGUGGGUCAAUAACUUGUUGGCUAUAUCAUUAGACUAGGUAAACAGCCUUGUGUUUUUGAUUUGUGAAUAUUACAUUGAAUCAGUCAUAAUGAUUCUGUUUUACACUAAAGUGAUCUGUACUGUUAUUUUUGCAGAGUUGCUGUAAAUGUAUUUUCUUGAAUUCCUUGAAAUUUUGUGAUGAUAUUAAAUCAUUUAAAUAAGCAAAAAUA
Messenger RNA from Triplophysa dalaica, 2773 nucleotides. RefSeq names its product peptidase M20 domain containing 1, tandem duplicate 2 (gene pm20d1.2). The transcript has 13 exons. Bases 57 to 1625 code for a protein of 522 amino acids. Gene Ontology annotation, biological process: amino acid metabolic process. The record is from RefSeq and is a predicted model, not a curated record. Gene Ontology annotation, molecular function: hydrolase activity, acting on carbon-nitrogen (but not peptide) bonds, in linear amides; metallocarboxypeptidase activity. NCBI's taxonomy places the organism in Eukaryota, Metazoa, Chordata, Actinopteri, Cypriniformes, Nemacheilidae.